Messenger RNA from Saccharomycopsis crataegensis, 543 nucleotides. RefSeq lists its product as uncharacterized. Gene Ontology annotation, molecular function: oxidoreductase activity. The record is from RefSeq and is a predicted model, not a curated record. The transcript has a single exon. Lineage: Eukaryota; Fungi; Ascomycota; Saccharomycetes; Ascoideales; Saccharomycopsidaceae. Bases 1 to 543 code for a protein of 180 amino acids.
AUGUCUCUUUCUAUGGCACCUGUGAAACUCAACGAUGGUAAUUACAUUUCUCGAGUUGGUUUUGGAAUAUUUCUAGUUGAUCCUGAAGAAACUGUUAAUCUGGUGUAUAAUGCUAUAAAGAUAGGUUAUCGUCAUAUCCAUAGCGCCGAGUAUUACGAAAAUGAACUCGAAUCUGCCAGAGGUAUCAAGAAAUGGCUUGAUGAAGAUCCAGUUAACAACAAAAGAUCUGAUGUUUUUUAUACGACUAAAGUUGCCAUGACUAGUAUGAGUUAUGAAAAGGCAAGCAUAAAUAUUACUAAGCGUUUGGAAAUUAUUAAGCCUUUGCUUGGAUACAUUGAUUUGCUUUUGAUUCAUGCCCCAAUUGCUGAUAGUCCUGCCGAUCGAGUUGGGGCAUACCGUGCUUUGGAGCAGUAUAAAAUGUCAAAUCCAACAAUCAUGAGAUCUAUUGGGGUUUCGAACUAUGCGGUAAGACAUCUCAAAGAAUUGUCUGCAAGUGGAAUUAAUAUCAAACCAGCUAUUAACCCAGUUGAAUUACAUCCAUGA